AUGCAAUUACGAGCAGCUACGUGGUCAGGAGACGACUCAGAGCUGAACUUGGCGCCAGGUCAGGUAGCCUUGAGUUCUGCUAACUACCGCGUUCAGAGAUUAGGCGGAUCCUCCCUGGCUGCCGGCUGCAGCCGAGGCCGAGGGCGGGGCGGGGGGGGGGCCUCCCGCGAGCGGCGCUACAGCGGCGCCAGCGAGAAGCGGCGGCUGGCCGCCGUGCUGAACCUCUCCCAGAGCCAGGUGAGCGCGGCCGCGGCGCCCCGGGCCCGCCUCUGCCCUCCGCCUCAGGGGGGAGACGGGCCCCGCGCGGCCUCGGCCCUCGCACCCCUCCUAAAAGCUGCGGGAGAGGAGGGGCGUCCUCCGCCCGUGUUUGCCUCGGCGGGCACCUCAGCAUCACCGCGGGGACGGGGACGGGGACAGCGACAGGUCCCACAGGCGCGGCGGGUCAGGCUGCCUGUCGGCCUUACCCCUCUGGCAGAGAGCAGGCCUAAGCACGCUUACAGCCCCGCUUCAGCCGGCACAGCCCUGUCUUGUGUUAAACCGGAGGCAAUACGGGAAUGGAAAACGGUGAACGCAAACUUAAAAGGUGAAACCUCACCGGAGAUAAAAACCUGGUUUCAGAAUCGUCGUAUGAAGUUUAAACGUCAGACUCAUGAUGCCAGGGUGGAAGCUCUUUUCUCAGGCUUAUUUUUGCCCUAUCAUUGUUACCCAGACAUUGCUACCUCCAGCUAUUCUCACGGGAUGGACAUCAAUGUCUCUUCUACCUCUGCUGUUUCCCUUCACCCAGCUAUGCCAAGCCCUGCCUUGUUGUUACCUUCUGUUCCAGCUCAGUCCCUUCAGCCAGUGUUGCCAAGUCCAGCUUUACUGUUGCCUCCCAGCCCAGGAUUAUCUUGUUACUCUUCUGUAAUUCCAGCAAUGACUCUAACCGAUGACCAUAAAAGACUGAUGUUCCAGCCAUAUCUUCCUUCCUGUUAA
Molecule: messenger RNA, 972 nt
Organism: Nipponia nippon (crested ibis)
Lineage: Eukaryota; Metazoa; Chordata; Aves; Pelecaniformes; Threskiornithidae
Source: RefSeq, a predicted model, not a curated record